AUGGCUAAGAAGAGCAAAAAAACCCAGCAAAACUACUGGGAUGAGGAUUUCGAAGAAGACGCCGCCCAGGGCGAAGAAAUCGGUGCCACACCAACUCCGGAACCAGAGAGUACCGCCGGCGUAGAAGGCACUGCUGAGAAAGGUUCUGCAGGUGCCGAAAGUGCUGAAGCUUCCGAGGCUGUUGAAAGUGACUUCAUGUCUGCUUUGAAACAGUCUAAGAAUAAGCAGGAAAAGAAGGUCACCGAGGAGAAGAAGGACGGCAAACCUGUGCUGAAGUCCAAGAAGGAGAAGGAAAAGGAAAAGAAGGAAAAGGAAAAGCAGAAGAAGAAAGAACAAGCUGCCAGAAAGAAGGCUCAACAGCAAGCUCAAAAGGAGAAGAACAAGGAGUUGAACAAGCAAAAUGUCGAAAAAGCUGCUGCUGAAAAAGCUCAGAAGUCUCAGGAUGCUGACGGCGACAAUGGCACACCAGCUAAGAAACCAGCUAAGAAAGUACCUGCUGGUUUGGCUGCUUUGAGACGUCAAUUAGAAUUAAAGAAACAGCUUGAAGAGCAAGAGAGGUUGGAGAGAGAGGAAGAAGAAAGAUUGGAAAAAGAAGAAGAAGAAAGAUUAGCCAACGAGGAAAAUAUGAAAGAAGAAGCUAGAGCUUCCAAGAAGGAAAAGGAGAAGGCUAAGCGUGAGAAAUUAAAGGCCGAAGGUAAGCUAUUGACUAGAAAGCAAAAGGAAGAAAAGAAAUUGUUAGAAAGAAGACGUGCUGCAUUAUUAUCUUCCGGUAAUGUCAAGGUUACUGGUUUGUCUAAGAAGGAUGCUGAAGAAACUAAACCAAAGAAGGUCGUCUACAGCAAGAAGAAGAAGAGAACGACCCAGGAAAACAUCUCUGAAAUUACUAAAUCUGACGCUAUAAAGGAUGCCGAUGUUGUGAUUGAUGAAAAUAAAGAAUCUGAAGAUGUCUUGAUUGAUGAUUGGGAAAAUUUGGCUUUUGGUGAUGAUGAUGAAGAGGGAAUCAACGGAAAAGUUACCGCUACUCAGGAAUCCACUACAGACUAUGAAUACGAAGAGGAAGAUCAUGAUAAUGAACAAGAAGAGGAGGGUGAAGAAGAAAGUCAGGUCGAAGAAGCUUUCAGAAGCACUCCUGCGGCAACUCCAACCCCUUCUAGUUCUUCUCCAAACAAAAAAGACCUACGUUCUCCAAUUUGUUGUAUUUUGGGUCAUGUCGAUACUGGUAAGACCAAAUUACUAGAUAAGAUUAGACAAACCAACGUUCAAGGUGGUGAAGCUGGUGGUAUUACUCAACAGAUUGGUGCGACCUAUUUCCCCAUCGAUGCUAUUAAGUCAAAGACUAAGGUUAUGGCUGAGUAUGAAAAGCAAACUUUCGAUGUCCCAGGUCUUUUGGUUAUCGAUACCCCAGGUCACGAAUCUUUCUCCAACUUGCGUUCAAGAGGUUCCUCAUUGUGUAACAUUGCCAUUCUAGUUAUUGAUAUAAUGCAUGGUUUGGAACAACAAACUAUGGAAUCUAUCAAGCUAUUGAGAGAUAGAAAGGCUCCAUUCAUCGUUGCCUUGAACAAGAUUGAUAGAUUAUACGACUGGAAAUCCAUUCCAAACAAUUCAUUCAGAGACUCUUUUGCCAAACAAUCGAGAGCUGUUCAGGAAGAAUUCCAAUCUAGAUACUCUAAGAUUCAAUUGGAAUUAUCUGAACAAGGUUUGAAUUCAGAAUUGUACUUCCAAAACAAAAACAUGUCUAAGUACGUUUCCAUUGUUCCAACAUCCGCCGUUACUGGUGAAGGUGUUCCAGAUUUAUUAUGGUUAUUAUUAGAAUUGACCCAAAAGAGAAUGUCCAAGCAAUUGAUGUAUUUGUCUCACGUAGAAGCCACCAUUUUGGAAGUUAAAGUCAUCGAAGGUUUCGGUACCACCAUUGAUGUUAUCUUAUCUAACGGUUACUUGAGAGAAGGUGAUCGUAUCGUACUGUGUGGUAUGAAUGGUCCAAUUGUAACGAAUAUCAGAGCUCUAUUAACACCACAACCAUUGCGUGAAUUACGUUUGAAAUCCGAAUACGUUCAUCACAAAGAAGUUAAAGCUGCUCUAGGUGUAAAGGUAGCUGCUAACGAUUUAGAAAAGGCCGUUUCCGGUUCCAGAUUAUUAGUUGUCGGUCCAGACGAUGACGAAGAUGAACUAAUGGACGAUGUUAUGGAUGAUUUGACUGGUUUGUUGGAUUCCGUGGACACAACCGGCAGAGGUGUUGUUGUUCAAGCAUCCACUUUAGGUUCUUUGGAGGCUUUAUUGGAUUUCCUAAAAGAUAUGAAAAUUCCCGUGAUGUCUAUUGGGUUAGGUCCAGUGUACAAGCGUGACGUUAUGAAGGCUUCUGCGAUGUUAGAAAAGGCACCAGAAUAUGCCAUAAUGUUAUGUUUUGAUGUCAAAGUGGAUAAGGAAGCUGAGCAAUACGCUGAACAGGAAGGUAUCAGAAUCUUCAAUGCCGACAUCAUCUAUCAUUUAUUCGAUUCAUUUACUGCAUACCAAGAAAAAUUAUUGGAGGAACGUCGUAAAGACUUCCUAGACUAUGCUAUUUUUCCAUGUGUCUUACAAACCUUACAAAUCAUCAACAAGCGUGGUCCAAUGAUUAUUGGUGUAGAUGUUUUGGAAGGUACUCUGCGUGUCGGAACUCCAAUUUGUGCAGUGAAAACCGAUCCUGUCACAAAGGAAAAGCAAACCUUAAUAUUAGGUAGAGUCAUCUCUUUGGAAAUUAAUCAUCAACCUGUUCAAGAGGUCAAGAAGGGUCAAACUGCCGCUGGUGUUGCUGUGCGUCUAGAAGACCCCUCCGGUCAACAGCCUAUCUGGGGUCGUCAUGUUGACGAGACUGAUACACUUUACUCCUUGAUUUCAAGAAGAUCUAUUGACACUUUGAAAGACAAAGCAUUUAGAGAGCAAGUUGUUAGAUCUGAUUGGUUGUUGUUGAAGAAGUUGAAGGUCGUUUUCGGUAUCGAAUGA
This is a messenger RNA of Saccharomyces kudriavzevii IFO 1802, 2979 nucleotides long. It is a transcript of the gene FUN12, whose product is annotated as translation initiation factor eIF5B. Lineage: Eukaryota; Fungi; Ascomycota; Saccharomycetes; Saccharomycetales; Saccharomycetaceae. The coding region runs from base 1 to 2979 and encodes 992 amino acids. The transcript has a single exon. The record is from RefSeq and is a predicted model, not a curated record. Gene Ontology annotation, molecular function: GTP binding; GTPase activity; translation initiation factor activity.